AUGACGAACGCAGCGACUGCCAAAUCUAGCCCAGCACCGCGUCAACCCGGUCUACGCGCGACAUUUCAUCCUCGUAAAGAGGAAAAAGUAUUCCUUGCACGCGGAGAGCACCUCUUCACCUUGCCUGAUCGCCAGGUUCGCGUCAAGGUUCAAGUCAACGUCGAGGCCGAUUCGGACGAGGAUGCCAUCGAUGCCUCGGAGACCACGAUCACCAUCUCGAUCGCACAGGCAGAGCAGGAUGCUUUCAAUGCUGUAGCCAGAUGGGUCAAGCUGGAUCGUCUUGCCAAGACGAGCUUGCAUGGUGUUGUCAACGAAGAUCGGGCUACCUUUCAACAUGCAUGGGCUUUUGAGCUGCUCAACGAAACCAGCGACUCCCACAGGGUAAUCUGGGCUGCAAUCUAUGCCUUUUGGAUCCGACACAAGUGGUCCGAUCGUCUGGCCGUGUUGUUCCAAGGCUACGGUGCGGCAGAACAGCGAUCGCAUGUGGUUGCAGUCGGCCUGGGCUCUGUUUCACCCACCGACACCGAUCUCAUCCUCCUUGACCGCAAUGCUUUCUGGCAAGGAGCCGGUGCACCCGCCCAUCUCCACUGGCUGCAAACCCCUGUGCCCUCGAGUGGUCUCUUCCCGUACAUUUCGACUUUUACUCAGAGCACCUCUCCACCCGUCCUCGCGAUGCACCCGUUGCGACCACCGAAACCAGCUCCUGGCUCGGUGGUGUACUCGCGCUACGUCUUCUCCUGCUCGCAACACCUCGAGCUGGUGCAUAUCGAUGGUUCGAACCCACAGCAUUUCGAUGCGUACUGCAGGUGGCAGAACAGCGAUAGGGUUAAUCAGGGAUGGCGAGAAAAGGGCCCCGAAGAGAAGCAUCGCAAGUACAUCGAGGACAAGAAUGCCGACCCCCAUGCCAUGGGUGUCCUGGUUCUCUGGGACGGCGUCCCUGCGGGAUACGGCGAGAUGGUCUGGAGCAAAGAGGACGGUAUGGCCGCGUUUGUUGGCGGCUUGGGAAACUACGACCAAGGCACCCACCUCCUCAUCGGAGAGGAGAAGUUCCGUGGCAAGCACCGCUUCACAGCUUGCAUGGUUUCGCUCAAGCAUGCUUGCUUCCUUCGCGACCCCCGGACAGAGGUGGUCGUCGGCGAGCCACGCUACGACCUCGACAUCAUUCCUUUGUUGGCUACCUUCUUGCCACAAGAGAUCAGAAAGGAGGUCGAGCUACCCCACAAGCGCGCUGUGUUUUUUGUUUUGCGACGCGACCGGUUCCUGGAGGAAGGCAUCCUCGAGUGA
This is a messenger RNA of Sporisorium graminicola, 1284 nucleotides long. RefSeq lists its product as uncharacterized. The coding region runs from base 1 to 1284 and encodes 427 amino acids. Lineage: Eukaryota; Fungi; Basidiomycota; Ustilaginomycetes; Ustilaginales; Ustilaginaceae. Gene Ontology annotation, biological process: siderophore biosynthetic process. The record is from RefSeq and is a predicted model, not a curated record. The transcript is spliced from 2 exons.